AUUAUGUAGCCGCAUACACAACGUUUAAAGGUCUGUAACGCUCUGUUUAUCGCGUUAAAAACUUCCUCCAUGCAGUGGUUAUGGUCUGAACGGUUCGAUAUUGAUAGACGUCUAUGGGAACCACUAUAAUGCUGUCAUUCCAGGAACAUUUACAGUUAUGAGUGACAUUGUCGAGUAUUGUCCUACAAACCUGACAGAAGUCAUCGCGGCAUCAGCGAGACUAAACUGCGGUGAAGACAGGUUUGGAAAUGAUCAGUAUUUAUGUCUUCCUAACGUCAGAAAGACUGGGCUUGUGGAAUAUUGUCAUAAAGGAGUCAUUCCAUUGAUACCAAGUGGAUAUUGUGUGGAUACAACGGGAGGCCAGUUAUAUUCCAGAAAAUGUGAACAAUUCCUCUAUGGUUGUCCAAGUCAGCAUUUCCAAACCAAUAAGAUAUACAGACAUCCCGCCUGUCUGAAUAUAAACACAGAGAACCGGUGUUAUAUUGCUGAUCCGUCAUGUCCCAACACGACAUCAACAUUCACUACGGAAGACAUGAUGGAAACAUCAUCCACCUACUCGAACUUCUCUAACACAACUGUGAAUACUCUCUACACCACGACCACAUCCUUAGAAGAUGUACCUGAUGUAGGGGCCGUUGUGGGAGGGGUGUUAGCUGCAGUGUUUGUUAUCACAGUCCUGCUGAUUUUAGUGCGUGUUGUUUUGAGAAGGAGGAAACAACGGAAAAACCAACUUAGAGAUGGAAGAGAUGAAGAAACCCUGCGUAAGUAUUAUUCUAUUCAGAUUAUAGUUCAAUUUUAGCUGUAACACACAAAUUGAUUGACUGAGAGCACUGAAAGAAGUAGUUAAUACAUGUA
Ostrea edulis (European flat oyster) is the source of this 855-nucleotide messenger RNA. RefSeq lists its product as uncharacterized. The transcript has 6 exons. The record is from RefSeq and is a predicted model, not a curated record. Lineage: Eukaryota; Metazoa; Mollusca; Bivalvia; Ostreida; Ostreidae. The coding region runs from base 158 to 799 and encodes 213 amino acids.